Molecule: messenger RNA, 1551 nt
Organism: Verticillium alfalfae VaMs.102
Lineage: Eukaryota; Fungi; Ascomycota; Sordariomycetes; Glomerellales; Plectosphaerellaceae
Product: thiamine transporter
Exons: 5
Coding region: 1-1551 (516 amino acids)
Biological process (GO): transmembrane transport; nucleobase transport
Cellular component (GO): plasma membrane
Molecular function (GO): nucleobase transmembrane transporter activity
Source: RefSeq, a predicted model, not a curated record
AUGACCGGUAGCGCCCUCAUCCCUUUCGGCCUAAACUGGUAUCAGGCUUUCAUCUCCAUCAUCAUCGGCAACGUCAUUGCCACUGUAGCUGUCAUACUCAACUCUCUGCCAGGCAGCUACUACCAUGUUGGUUUCCCUGUCUUCAGUCGAGUCGUCUGGGGCAUGUGGGGGUCUCAAUUCACUAUUUGGAACCGCAUCUUUCUCUCUCUUGUCUGGUCAGAAAUCCUCAACAUGUACGGAUUCACGGCGUGGGUGGGCGGCCAGUGCCUCCACGUUAUGUUGCUUUCUUGGGACCCCAAGCUGGAGGAGCAUAUUCCCAACACGAUCCCCGACGGCACCGGCAUGACAACUGCCCAGUUCGUAUCGUACAUUAUCUUCUCCGUCAUCAGUCUGCCGUUGCUCUAUAUCCGGCCCCAUAAGCUGCAGAAGUUCUUUUACGUCGCGUGUACCGUCACCCUAGUCUUCUUCAUCGUCAUCCUCAUCUGGUCCCUAGCGACUAUGGGACCUUCUGGGUUUGGCGAUACCCUCUCGAACGAAAGCACCCUCCCCGCCACAGGUGGCCCGAUGAGCGUCGCAUGGCUCAUGAUCUAUGGCAUCGUGUCGACAGUCGGCUCCAUCGCCGCUGGCAUUCUCAACCAGAGUGACUACUCUCGCUUCUCCAAACAGCCCCGCCAUGCAUUUUGGGGUCAGACCGUAUCUUUCCCGCUUUAUGGUAUCUUCGGUUCCCUCAUCGGUAUCCUGGUCACGGCGGCGACGCAGGAUCGCUUCGGUGGCGAAGCCAUUUGGAGUCCCCCGACCCUCUUCGCUCGCCUCAUUCAAGACAACCCCGAUCACGCAGGCACCCGCGCCGCCGCCUUCUUCGCCGGGCUCAGUCUCGUCGUCGCACAACUCGGUGUCAACGUCUGCGGCAACGGCAUCGCCGGCGGCUUCGACCUCGCCGCCAUCUUCCCCAAGUACAUCAACAUCCGACGUGGUGCUUACAUUACCGCACUGCUUAGCAGCGUCGUCAACCCCUGGCGUCUCGUCAACACGGCGACCAUUUUCCUUGUCGUGCUUUCGAGCUACAGCGUCUUCCUCGCACCGAUGACGGGUCUUAUGGUCGCGAGCUACAUGUUUGUUAAUAAGAGGAAGUUGAGCAUCGACGACAUGUACAGUGGUGGCAAGGAGAGCAUCUACUGGUACACCGCCGGUCUGAACUGGCGGGCCCCCGUCGCGUGGCUCAUCGGUGUCAUCCCCUGCAUGCCGGGCUUCAUUGCCGCCGUCACCCCCAAUGUAACAGUCACAGAUGGCGCGACGGAGCUCUACUACAUGUCGUAUGUCUACGGCUUCUUGUCCGCUGGCACCGUGUACAUUUUGUUGCACCGCUUCUUCCCUGCGAAGGCUGUUGAUGCCUUUGUCAGCGAGAGUCCCUCGCCCAAGGAACUGCGGGAAGCGACAUAUGGGCAUUGGGAUGUUACUUUGGCGGAAACAUACGAUCAUCUGGAGGCGACGAGACUGGGAGGCGAGAAACCUGCCAAGAAGAUCUCAGCGACCCCGGUAACAAAGGUCUGA